This is a messenger RNA of Priapulus caudatus, 1329 nucleotides long. RefSeq names its product 5-hydroxyisourate hydrolase-like. Gene Ontology annotation, molecular function: hydroxyisourate hydrolase activity. NCBI's taxonomy places the organism in Eukaryota, Metazoa, Priapulida, Priapulimorpha, Priapulimorphida, Priapulidae. The record is from RefSeq and is a predicted model, not a curated record. Gene Ontology annotation, biological process: purine nucleobase metabolic process. The coding region runs from base 134 to 574 and encodes 146 amino acids. The transcript is spliced from 4 exons.
CCCCGUGUGGUUUUGCUCUGUUUAUGUUUUUAUUAUGUUUCUGGAUUAGUCAAUGAUUGAUUUGUACGACGUGGUAGAUGCAUGAUAUAUGCUUCUGAACUUGGAUACUUAUCUACUGUAGUCGUAAAGUUGCAUGGAACGAAUCAAAGUACUGCGGAACCAUUUAAACGGAAAGGAAGACGCGUCUCGAGCGGCCAUGACCUCUAGCGGCGGCAGUCCGCUGACCACGCACGUGCUGGACACGUCGACGGGAACUCCGGCCGUGGACCUCCCCAUCACGCUGUACGUGCGCGACGGCGCGGGCAGGAAGGACGACGACGGCGGAGCGUGGAAGCGUCUCGCGGCCGGGAACACGAACUCGGAUGGGAAGCUUCCAGAUAUGCUCACCCAGGACCAGUUCCUGCCGGCAAUCUACAAAUUACACUUUAAUACGGCAGCCUACUUUGCGCAGUCCAAUACCAAGGGAUUCUUUCCCUACGUAGAGGUGGUGUUUGAGAUUGUCGAUCCGUACCAGCAUUACCACGUUCCGCUGCUGCUCAGCCCGUUCGGCUACACGACCUAUAGAGGGAGCUGAUGUUGUUGUCCACCGAUCCACCAUGAUCGUGACGAGGCGAAGGCGGUGGCGCGCUCUACGUAGCUAUAGAUCGUGUUACCUGCGAUGGCGGAUCGAGAGGGGUGGUUGAAAUCCCCUCCCCCCCCCGUUCAGCCACUGACUAAUGUUAUGAUACUAGUAAAAUGGGGGGCACCCUAGCACCUGAUCUGUCACGGUACAUGCAGUUCCCCAUCCCAAACACUAGCGGGCGAUUAACUACGGUUGAUAUAUAGUUUGUCUGGUAGACUGGUGAAUUAAAAAGUUCUGUGAUAGAUAUCAGUUAACUCCUUAGUUCUGUGAUAGUCCUCGGCUGAAUGAUCGAGUUAGAGACACGUAAUGAUGUAAAAUAUCUUGUCCGAUAAUUGAAAUGAAUAUUUUGAUUAUUAACGUGAAAUGCUGAUAAUGUCUUUCAAAGGCAACGACGUUUUCCUGGUGUGUUGCUAUAUAAUUGAUAAAUGGGUGCCUUUUAAAUCGUAACAUGGGUUGUGAUAGGGUUGUUAAUUGCUAAAUGAAAUGUAAAUUACCAAAUGUGUUAUUGGCAGCGAGCCUGGAUAAUAGUGAUCGAAUGCUUUUUCAUUGUACCUUUAAUCAAAGUUGAGCACAUUUUCGACAUUAUUAAGAGAAAGAUCUCGGUAAUGUAUCAAAUGAAAUACGUAAAUGACGUGCUAAUGUUUGGUAGUUGUAUUUGAUGUAAAAAAAUCAUUUUCAUAUUAAAAAUACACAUUUUUUUAGAGGAA